UCGUUGGAAGAAAUCCGCUAAUAGAGGGAUUUUCCUGUUUACCUGAUGAGAUUUGUAGCAUGAUAUUCAGCUACUUACACCCGAUAGACGAUAACUUAUUGAGACUAGCAUCUGUGUGUCGAAGAUGGAGGGAUAUUAUCUACAACACACCGUUAUUAUGGCAGACUGUUUCGACCAACCCUUUUGGAUCAAAACGUCUUUCAAACGCUUUGUUUUCGAGACAAGAAAACGAGCAAUACGAGCUAGAAAUGGCUCUUAAAGUUGUCAAGAUACUUCGUCGUUUCGGUCAAUUCAUCCUACGUAUUAAAACUAAGUGUAUCAGAGAGGAAAGCUUAAAAAGUGCCUCCAUAUUUAGUGUUCUUGGAGAGUUAAAGUAUCUCAAGGCCAUUAAAAUUGAUCUUCCCUGCGAAAGUGAAUUUCUCUCGUCUUUGUCAACCAGCUCUCUUUUGGAGGAAUUUUCAGCAAGAGGUGUGUGGUUCAGGCCUCAUGAAAGGCACUUUACUCGAAUUCCUGAGGAAAUUYUUCUCAAGUUUGCUGACCACUUUCCUAAUCUACGCAAGCUAGAACUUUGUGACUGUUAUUUAUCAUUUGAAUCUAUGGUUUYAGCAUUGGUAAAAUUAAAACAUUUGACUGAAAUAAAAAUCAAGUUCCGACUAGAGGGGGGUUAUUGUAAUCCUGGUGUGGACAGUGCUUUUAUUCGGACGUAUCGGCGUGUGGAGGCRGGAAAGUUCUUGACAAGUUUGGCAAAAUCAGAAUUUGCAAACAAAGUYACUGUCAUUAACCUGGAGGAUGUGCUACUGAAUGGAAAAGAAAUCAAAACUUUUAUGAAGUGUUUUACGUCACURAGGAAGUUCAAACUAGAAACCUUUAUUGAAGACAUGUUUGACUCAACCGGUAUUGAUAUUGAAUCAAGCUCACUCCAAGAACUGAAGCUCUGGGACGUUGCCAACAUCAGAUCAGUCAACAUGRUGCUUCCAAACCUCAAAAAGCUGUUCAUCUCAGACCUCCAUCUUGAUUSUUUGCAUAUUUGUGUGCCCAACUUAGAGAAUCUUCUAUUGGGACCAUUAAGGUCUUUUGAUGAACACCUAGAUGUUUUUAGUUUAGAGACUGGGAGUCUGUCUACUCUUGAAGUGACAGAUAUUGGACAGCAAAAUAGCAUUAACAUGGACACACUUGUCUCAUUGCUGAAAAAGAACCCUAAACUGAAACAUCUUAUCAUUGAAGCAGGUUUUACAACUAAUUUAACUCUGACUCGAGAACUUUGCCCUUCCUUGGCUGUGCUGACAAUAACAGGGUCAGUAAGUAACAUCAGAGCAUCGGGUGACAGUUUGCAGAGACUAGAAGUCAGUGGAGAUUGUAUUGAUUUGGAAAAUGAUGCAAGAAGGACAGUCUACUUGAGCGCUAAAGAAUGUGACUUAGUUGAUGUCUGUCGGAUGCCUAACCUUGGCUUGAUGUACCUAGAUUGUCCUAAACUGAACCUGGUUUUUAUCAGCGAUUGUGCUUACAGAUUUACCAAAUCCUCAUCAUUAACUACCAUGAUCUUAUCCGAGGGUACAACAGUGCAAACUUUGAGCAUUGACAAUAUUUGCUCUUUCGACAUACGUAGUAUGGGAAAAAACAAAAUUGGCAGACUUAAGGUUCAAAAUUGCUCACUGAAGAGUUUUCUGCCAAUUGAGCUAGAACUUAGGUCAUUAGAAAUUACAAAAUGUGUGAAUCUAAGGACUUUGAAUUUAACUAGCAUCUCGCUAGAAGAGAUUGCCAUAACAGGAUGUAGCUCUCUGGAAAGUGUUUAUCUGAACUGCCCUGCUCUCUGGAGAUUAAAAAUUGAUGAUGAUUGUGCACUAACUAAGGGAGAAAAUUUUCUUUACAUGUUACAAGAAAUUAAGAGCAAUUGUCCAAAUGUGGAAAUUGUCCAUCAAGCUUAAAUCUAAUUAUUACUAACUAUUYAUUUAAUUGAAUAGACCUCAUUAGUAUGGGCAUAAUGUUUUCCCAUUUCAGACCAUAUGCCUUUCCCUUAAGAUUCUUUGUUUAAGUCAUAUACAUAUUCAUGUGUCUUCUCAUGUACAAYUGUUAAAUAAAGCGAUGGAACUCUAGGAAAUGACAARUGGUCUGAAAUGGGAAACAUGUCCUUGAGCUUAAGAGGUUUAUCGUCCYUCCCUGUGGAGGCUAAAUCUAGCUGCAUCUUUCCAUUCUAUCCCWUUUGUAGUAUUAAGCUUGCUAUCAAGAAUUAUURAGAAUAAUUAUGAGCUACCAUUUUAAGGUAUUUUUGGAUUUCAUAGCUAAUGUUGAAGCUAAUUAAAGAUUUACCUUUGUCUUUUUUUAAAAAAGCAACCAACAUGGUAACCAAGCCUUUCGUUAUACUUGUCUAAUUUUCAAAAAUGUUGUAAUACAUGUAUUAUUAUUGCUAUUGCUUACAAGAUAUAUAUUAGGUAAAAGGUCAAAAAAUUAGAAUCAUUAAAUGAACAUACAUACAUGUGAUAUCCAUGCAUUCAUAAAAAAAUCAUAAUAAUUUUUUAU
Actinia tenebrosa (Australian red waratah sea anemone) is the source of this 2517-nucleotide messenger RNA. RefSeq lists its product as uncharacterized. Gene Ontology annotation, molecular function: protein binding. NCBI's taxonomy places the organism in Eukaryota, Metazoa, Cnidaria, Anthozoa, Actiniaria, Actiniidae. The record is from RefSeq and is a predicted model, not a curated record.